GGAUUCCUCUCCUCCAUUUUUAUGCUCUCCAGAUGUCUGUGCUGAACCUCCUGGUGAGGCGCCAUCCAGGAUACAGCGAGCCGGUGAAGUCCAAAGAGGAGGUGAUCGUCCAUUGUGGAUUCCGUCGGUUCCGGGCCUCCCCCCUCUACUCACAGCACACCUCAGCGGAUAAACACAAGCUGGAGAAGUUUUUCCAUGCUGACACGGCUGUGGUGGCCUCCAUCUAUGCCCCCAUCACUUUUCCUCCUGCUUCGGUGCUGCUGUUCAAACAGGAGAGCGACGGAGUGCAGAACCUCUUGGCUGUGGGCUCCCUGCUCAGCGUCGACCCCAACCGGGUAGUCGUUAAACGGGUGGUGCUCAGUGGCCACCCAUUCAAGAUUUUCAGCAAGCUGGCCGUCGUGCGCUACAUGUUCUUCAACAGAGAGGAUGUCCUGUGGUUCAAACCGGUGGAGCUCCGGACCAAGUGGGGCCGCCGUGGCCACAUCAAGGAACCUCUGGGAACCCAUGGCCACAUGAAGUGCCAGUUCGAUGGGCAGCUGAAGUCCCAGGACACGGUGCUGAUGACCUUGUACAAGCGAGUCUUUCCCAGGUGGACGUUUGACCCCUACGUGCCGGAGCCCACGAGGUGGAGGGACGGCGUCCCGCCUCGCCUGGAGGGAGAGGAGAAAAUGGACUAGUGGCUCUAGCUAAGCAACUAUUUAUGCAGGGGACAAACAUACUGUUUCCAACAAAAAUAAACUUCUGGGGUACUUAGUAUUUCUUUUGAUGGCCGACAUCUGGAGAAAUCUGGUAUCUAUGAAGCAGCC
Messenger RNA from Notechis scutatus (mainland tiger snake), 806 nucleotides. The record is from RefSeq and is a predicted model, not a curated record. Lineage: Eukaryota; Metazoa; Chordata; Lepidosauria; Squamata; Elapidae.